Molecule: messenger RNA, 2095 nt
Organism: Scylla paramamosain (green mud crab)
Lineage: Eukaryota; Metazoa; Arthropoda; Malacostraca; Decapoda; Portunidae
Product: KRAB-A domain-containing protein 2-like
Exons: 3
Coding region: 190-1917 (575 amino acids)
Biological process (GO): DNA integration
Molecular function (GO): nucleic acid binding
Source: RefSeq, a predicted model, not a curated record
CAUUGCUGGUCGAUCAUUCACUUAAUAUCCUCCCCCCUCUUCCCCCCCCUCUCUCUCCACAAUAGUAAUGGGAGCUGACUGUUGAUACUGUGGUCAGUCAGGCACUGCUGAAAGCCAGGAGAAGACGACCAACGUAGUGUUACUCCCAGUACUUUGUGUGUAUUUUAUUAUACUCUGGAAAUCUGUACAAUGGAAAAUAGAAAAACUGAUUUUUAUUCAAAGCUGAUAGCGGCUGAGGAGAAGAAGGCAUCAAAUACUUCGAGUUUGUUGUACAGAAAUGAAUGCGAACAAAUUAUGAAUCGCUUGGAUGAACUUAAACGUGUUAACAUUAAAAAGACUCAGAAAGACUAUCGUUUGUUACGAAAGUAUGAAAUCCUUGAAGUCACAGUUGAAGGUAUCACCGUUAAGAAAUUGCAGAAAAAGGGAACUAAUCUUAGAUUCGUAUGCGCUGAAGAUGUGUUCGAUGUGAUCGAUGCUAUUCAUCGUGCACGUGGGCAUGGAGGUAGAACUAUUGUCUUUAGGGAAACAAGUGAAAAAUAUGCCAAUGUUUCAAGAUCCCAAAUUGAGUUGUAUUUACAGUUCUGUGAGGAGUGUCAUCUGAAAAAAAGCACUGUACGCAAGUCUGUGACUGUGAAGCCAAUUGUAUCCAACAGUAUGAACUCACGAGCUCAGGUCGACUUGAUCGAUAUGCAGAGCCAGCCAGAUGGAAAACAUCGUUUCAUUCUGAACUACCAGGAUCACUUGACGAAGAUGGUGUGUCUUCGGGCUCUACAGACGAAAACUGCUGAAGAGGUUGCUUUCCACUUCGUUGAUAUAUUCUGUGACAAAGGAGCCCCCCAUAUCCUGCAGUCUGACAAUGGAAGAGAAUUCUCAAAUAAGCUUGUCAAGGAAGUUCUGAUGAUGUGGCCAGAGUGCAAGAUGGUUCAUGGCAAACCACGACAUUCCCAAUCGCAGGGCUCGGUGGAACGUGCCAACAGGGAUAUUGAAGCCAUUCUCGCAUGUUGGAUGAAGGACAACAACUCUACACAAUGGUCACAGGGACUGCGCUUUGUCCAGUGGAAGAAAAAUACCCGCUUUCACUCCGGAAUUGGAAGGACACCAUAUGAGGCCAUGUAUGGACAGAAGGCUCGUCUUGGUGUUGACGCAAAUUCUGUACCAGAGGAAGUCCUGGACGGUAUGCAGACGGAGGAGCAGCUUGCAGAGGCACUAGGUGUUGUCAAUGAGGUCACAGACACAGAGGAGGAAGAGACAGGUGUUGAAAAGCAAGAAGAAGCAUCUGCUGUCAUUAACUGCAUCUCCUGUGGCAAAAGAUAUUUUGGUUUAAAUGUGUGCAAUGUGUGUGAGAACCCAUGUCACUCUAAUACUCCGUGUUCUAUGAGGAAUAACGAUGCUGAUGAGUCUGUGCUUUGUUCCAUCUGCAGUCGGAGUCAGAGUAUUCAUACUGAACAAAUGAAGUCCAACAUAGAACAACAGAAACAAGCCCAAAAAAUGAUCGAUAAUUCUGUGAAGAGAUUUCAACCAGCCAAGGUAGGGGAAACUGUGAUGGUUCCUGUUCCAUUAGUUGACCGCGGACGUGCAGAGUUUCCUAAUGUGAAGGCAGUUGUUUUUCAGGCAUUGGACAAUGGCACAUAUAAGCUUGGUACAAAACACGGCCUGCUUAAACAAAUGUACACUCGCAACCAAUUUACUCCAUGUCUAGAAAAAUUCCUUUCUCUUGAUGAUGUUGUACAGGAGCGGGAAGUAAGUCUGCGGGAAGUAGCAAUUGCAGAAUCAAUGGGACAAGGUCAGGGAUUCGCUAAAUGCUCUUGCACUAAGUCAUGUAUGACCAGACGCUGCAAGUGUUUAAAAAACUCUGUAUUAUGCAACAGCAGAUGCAAAUGCAGUGCCUCUUGCUCCAACAAGGUCGACACACAAUAAAAUUAGUUAUGUUCACUACGUUUUAUCAUUCCCUCGCUUUUUUUUUCAUCUGCCUGCUUGCUGUAUGGACAUUUUGUAAACUGACCAACGAUAAUUUUGUAAACUGACCAAAAUCUUGGUCGUUUUGCAAACUGACCAACGAUAAUUUUGUAAACUGACCAAAAUCUUGGUCGUUUUG